CGCCGCUCCUCCUCCGUGUCAGUUGUUGGGCUGUAAUGGCGACUGGGCCGCCGCUGCCGAAGUGACUCCCGGGCGGGGGAGCCGGGCCAGACCUGCGCCAGAGGGAACUGCAGAGAGCCGCAGCUCAGGGGGUGGCUUGCUGUGGGGGAGGGGAGGCAGCCUUUCUGCCUCUCCUUCCUUCUCUGCAGACCGGCGGAUCCCGGGAGCCGGUGCGAGGCGGGCAGCCGGCGCGUCCCCGGAGCGGGGAGGCCAGGCCGGGCAGCCCUGGGGCCGGUCGGGGCGGCGUCACUGCACCCUCCGCCAGACCCCGCGGGAUGCACCGUAGGGGCCGGGGGCGGAGGCGACACUCUCAGGUAAAUUGGCAGGAUGAGGAGCAGCAAAUCAAAAGAGGUGCCUUUACCAAAUCCAAGGAACUCUCAAAGCACGGAUACUAUUCAAGCAGAUAUAACCGCACCAUGGGAUGCACUUUCUCAGACCAAGGCUGCUUUGAGACACAUUGAAAACAAAUUGGAAGUAGCCCCUACAAGUACAGCUGUGUUUGAUUCUGUCAUGGAUACCAAGAAAUCUUCUGCAAGUGCUACCAGAAAAAUUAGUAGAAAAGAUGGUAGAUACCUAGAUGAUUCUUGGGUUAAUGCUCCAGCCUCCAAAUUUUCUAAAUCACGAAAAGAGAAAUCUCGUAGUCCUCUCAGAGCUACCACCCUGGAGAGUAAUGUAAAAAAAAUUAAUCGUGUGGAGUUUCGUGACCCUUUGGUUUCUUACAGGGAAGUCCAUGGCACACCAUCCAGUAUAAGCCCCAGCCAUUUAGAGUCAAAGCACGUAUAUUGUGUGGAUGUUAAUGAAGAGAAGCCUGAGAGUGGGAACCGGUUGAUGUGCAGUCAAGAAGAUCGGAAUAUACUUUGCUGUGAUUUUGAGAGCUCCCAAUCAUCUGCCGUUGAUGAUACAGUUGUUAGGUUUUUAAACGAUCGACCAACAAUUGAUGCAUUGCAAAAUUCUGAAUGUUUGAUUAAGGUGGCAGCUGCUGUGAGGAGUGAUGAAGAAAAACCUAAUAGAACAAAAGGAAAUGAGAACACUUUGAAGUCUUCUGUGUGUACCAUGGGCCAUAAUAUUGAUUCAAAAGUGUUACGGUUAACUGACUCUUCUCCGUCUUCUACUAGUACUUGUAAUUCCCAAAGAUUAGAUAUCCUAAAGCGACGACAACAUGAUGUCAAACUGGAAAAACUCAAGGAGCGGAUUAGAAAACAGUGGGAACACUCAGAAGAAACAAAUGGCCAGGGCCAGAAUCUGGGUCAUAUUGACCAUCCGGUAAUGGUUGUUAAUGUUGAUAGCUCAGUGACAGCGAAAGUCAGGAAAGUGGCAACAGCACCACCUGCUCCAACAUAUAAAGGCUUCAAUCCUUCAGAGACCAAGAUUCGAACACCUGAUGGGAAAGUGUGGCAGGAGGCUGAGUUUCAAAACAUGAGUAGAGAACUGUAUCGUGACUUAGCACUUCACUUUGCAGAUGAUAACUCUAUGAAAGAAAAACCAGCUGAAAAAAGUAAAGAGAAGAAAGUGGUCAAGCCAGUACGAAAAGUCCAAAAGGUAGCACAGUUAUCAAGUUCAGAAUGCAAAACAGGUAGCAGUCAUCUGAUUAGUACAUCUUCUUGGCGAGAUGGACAAAAAUUAGUAAAGAAAAUUCUUGGUCCUGCACCUAGAAUAGAGCAAAAAGAGCGAAGAGCAGCAUCAAGUGACAGAAGUGGAAGAGAAAGAACUACUAAAUCUGGGGGCCAUAUUGGAAGAGCAGAGUCGGAUCCUAGAUUGGAUGUUUCACAUAGACAUCGUCCACGAAACUCAGAACGUUCAAGAAGUAGAGCUCGGUCAGAAAAUAAUGUAAAGAAAUUAGUUCCAUCUCUUCCAGAUAAUAAACAGGAGGAAAAUGCUGCCUUAAAUAAGGACUUUUUACCUGUUGAAAUUCGUGGAAUUCUUGAUGACCUCCAGUUGGAUUCAGCAGCUCAGACUGCAAGACAAGAGACAGGAGAGUUACAGAAUCAGAAGUCAUCAGCAUCCAUACAAGCUCCUAGAAGUCAUAGCCCAAUAAAAAGAAAACCUGACAAAAUAACAGCUAAUGAAGAUCCCCCUGUUAUUUCUAAAAAGCGUCACUAUGAUACAGAUGAGGUACGACAGUACAUUGUUAGACAGCAGGAAGAAAGGAAGAGGAAACAGAAUGAGGAGAAGAAGGCCCAAAAGGAGGCCACUGAGCAGAAGAACAAACGAUUACAGGAGCUCUACCGGAAACAGAAAGAAGCCUUUACUAAAGUGAAAAAUGUGCCUCCUUCUGAGCCAUCAGCAACUAGGCGACUGCAAGAAACUUACUCCAAAUUGCUUCUAGAAAAGUCAUUGCUUGAAGAGCCAACUCAUCAACAUAUUAUGCAGGAAACACAGACCAGACCAGGGUAUCAGCCAUCUGGAGAAUCUGACAAAGAGAACAAAGUGCAAGAACGUCCCCCAAGCGCAUCUUCCAGUAGUGACAUGUCUCUGUCAGAACCUCCACAGCCUCUUGCCAGAAAGGACUUGAUGGAUCCUUCAUGGAUGCAGCCUGACAGACUAAGUCCACGACUCCACCAUCCUCAACCACAGCCUCUUGUUGGGACAGCUGGAAAUUUACUUUCCCAUCUCUUGAAUCUAGAGCAUGUAGGAAUUUUGCAUAAGGAUUUAGAAUCCAUUUUACCAACGAGGAAGAAUCAUAAUAUGGCUUCGGGGCCGUUAACUUUUACACCUCAACCAUAUCUGACCUCACCAACUGCUCAUCCAGAUGCCUUGUUAAAAUCUAGUGCUAGCCAAUAUAAAAGUAAACUGGAUCGUAUUGAAGCCUUGAAAGCAACAGCUGCUUCUUUAUCCAGCAGGAUUGAAAGUGAAGCCAGAAAAUUAGCUGGGGCUAACAUUAACUAUGGGUCAGUAUGGAACACUGAGUGUGAUGUGCAGCGAACACCACAAGAAGAUGGACAUUGGACCAAGGCUAUAAGUCCACCUGUGAAAGAGGAUGCAGAAGAUGUUUUCUCUGCUCGAAUUCAAAAGAUGCUGGGAACCUGUGUAUCUCAUGCAACUUUUGAUGAUGAUCUUCCUGGUGUAGGCAACCUCAGUGAAUUUAAAAAGCUUCCUGAAAUGAUAAGACCUCAUAGUGCCAUAUCAAACCUCAGAAUGAGAUCUCCUGGACCCAAACCAGAAGGGCUGCUAGCGCAGUUGUGUAAGAGGCAGACCGACUCUUCUGGCUCUGAUAUGCAAGUUUGUUCUCAAGACAAAGCCAAGAUGUCUCUUGGUUCCAGCAUAGAUUCCGUCAGUGAAGGGCCUCUUCUUAGUGAGGGCAGUCUCUCUGAAGAAGAAGGACAUCGAGAUGAACAGUCCCCUUUGAAGUUAACAGAGAUCUUGAAAGAAAAGGAAUUUUGUGCUGGAGAAAGAAAUGCUUAUGAACCCAUCAAAGAGUUUCAGAAGGAAGCUGAAAAAUUCUUACCACUCUUUGGGCCUAUAGGUGGUACACAAACCAAAGGACCAUGGGAAGAAUUGGCAAAGGGAAGUCCACAUAGUGUCAUUAAUAUUUUUACAAAAUCAUAUAAGUUAUACGGAAAAGAAUUUGAAGACAGGUUGGAAAGAGGAACAUCAGCAUCACGGCCUUUGAAUGCCAUCACAAGCCCUUUAAGCAGCGUUUCCUAUGAAGAUGAUUUUGUCUCCUCUGCAGGGAGUGGGACUUUGACAGAAAGAAAGUCAGCUCUUGAACCCAAUAUUGGGAGUCACAGUUUAGGUGUUCAGGAGGAUCAUUCUAGCAGAAAGUCUGCCUAUGAUCUCUCCUCUGUGGAUGUUACUUCCCAGCACUCAUCAGGGGCCCAGUCUGCUGCAUCAUCUCCUUCUUCUUCUUCUUCUAAAGGGAAGAAAGGAAAAAAAGAAAAGAUAGAAUGGCUAGAUUCACUUACUGGAAAUAUUCAGAACUCACUUGUUGAUGAAGAAAAAGUACACUCUGGUUCAGAGCGUGGCUCUCAUCAAGGAAAGAAAUCUGGGACCAGUAGCAAACUUUCUGUUAAAGAUUAUGAGCAGACUCUUGAUACUGAUAGCACUUUGGAAGAAAUUUCUGGGCAUUCUUUGAGUGUCUCAUCAGAUAAGGGAAGAUCUCAGAAAACUCCAACUUCUCCCAUAUCUCCAAGUCCUCAGAAACUGUUGCAGUUUGACCUUCCAGGAACUUCAUUAGAAAGAUCUAAAUCCUCAAUAGUAGUGACUCCAACAGGGUUUAAGCCUAAUGCAACUUUUGCUGAUGCGAACCUGGCUGCCAGCAGAACGACGACAGAGAUGGCGUCAACACCAGGUUCUAAGCGCUUUUCUCCUGCUGGCCUCCAGCAUCGGAUGGCAGCAGAACUCAGUUACUUGAGUGCCAUUGAGGAGUCGGUGCGUCAACUAUCAGAUGUAGAAAGAGUUAGAGGAGUUUCACUUGCUCAACAGGAGAGCGUGUCUCUGGCUCAGAUCAUAAAGGCACAGCAACAACGCCAUGAAAGAGACUUGGCCCUUUUGAAGUUGAAGGCUGAACAAGAGGCUCUGGAAUGUCAGCGACAAUUAGAAGAAACCCGAAGCAAAGCAGCUCAGGUCCAUGCGGAAUCAUUACAGCAGGUGGUUAAGUCACAACGGGAUUUGACUGAAGUCCUGCAGGAAGCAACAUGUAAAAUAGCCACUCAGCAAACAGAGACCGCUCGCCUGACCACAAAUGCAGCACGCCAGAUCUGUGAGAUGGCGGAGUUGACUCGAACUCAUAUCUCAGAUGCCAUCACCGCUUCAGGAGCUCCCCUAGCAGCACUAUAUGAUCACCAGCGGCAGCAUGCUCCAGACUUUGUGAAACAACUAAGGACAAGAGCUGAAACAGAUAGGAAAAGUCAGUCUGGUUCACUUUCUCAGAGUAAAGAAGGAACCCUUGACUCUAAGCAUCAGAAAUUUUCCCCUUCAUAUGAUAGUUAUUCAGAGUCUUCAAGAUACAAGAAUCGUGAUAGAAGGAGUAGUAGUGGUAGCAGCCGUCAAGAAAGUCCUUCAGUUCCAUCUUCUAAGGAAAAUGAGAAGAAACAUCAUGGUGAAAAGAUGGCGAGUUCUAUUGAUGAACAGGUUCAGACUGCUGCUGAUGAUUCUUUUCGAAGUGAUAGUGUACCAUCUCUUCCUGAUGAAAAAGAUUCAACUUCUGUUGCAACAGAAUAUUCCCUGAAAUUUGAUGAAUCCAUGACAGAAGAUGAAAUAGAAGAAAAAUCAUUUCGAUCUUUACUACCUUCUGAGAGUCAUCGCAGAUUUAACAUGGAAAAGAAAAGAGGCCAUCAUGAUGACUCUGAUGAAGAAACUUCUCCAGAAAAGACUACCCUGUCCUCUGCCAAGGAGCUGAGCAUGCCAUUCUCAGGAGGACAGGACAGCUUUUCUAAAUUUACUAUGGAGAUGGUUCGACAAUAUAUGAAAGAAGAGGAAAUGAGAGCAGCUCACCAGUCUUCACUCCUGCGUCUCCGUGAAAAGGCCUUGAAGGAGAAAACUAAAGCUGAACUAGCCUGGUUAGAGCAUCAGAAAAAACAUCUGCGAGAUAAAGGUGAAGAUGACAAAAUGCCCCCACUCCGGAAGAAGCAGCGUGGUUUGCUCUUAAGGCUGCAGCAAGAAAAGGCAGAAAUUAAACGUCUUCAAGAAGCCAAUAAGGCAGCUCGGAAGGAAAGACAACUGAUUCUUAAACAGCAGGAGGAGAUAGAAAGGAUCCGACAGACCACCAUAAAACUGCAGGAGAAGUUGAAAUCUGCAGGGGAGAAUAAAUUGGAGUCUCAUAGUGAUGAUGAUACAAAGGAUAAUAAAGCAGCCAGUCCUGCUCCAACUGACUUGGAGACCCGCAGUCCUUCCCCUAUUUCAAUCUCCAGCAGUGAAACAAGCAGCAUUAUGCAGAAACUGAAGAAAAUGAGAAGCCGCAUGGACGAAAAACACUGCUCUCCUGUUCACUACUUCUUCUCUGUCUUUACGUCUCAUCACUGGGCCUCUCUCAGUGUCUGUUUUCCCAACCUUCAUCCCAAAUUCCAGCUGUAUAUCUACAACCAGUUGGUCAGGUUUCUGACAAAACGAGAGCAAAAACUAAUGCAGCGGCGACAACAUGCAGAAGAGCUACUAGAGUGGAAGCGACGUUUAGAUGCAGAGGAAGCAGAAAUUCGUCAAAUGGAAAAACAAGCCUUGGCUGCCUGGGACAAAGAAUUGAUAAAACCUAAAACUCCUAAGAAAGAGCUGGAGGACCAGAGAGCUGAACAGAAAGAAAUAGUGAGUGAAACAGAAUCUCCAGUACCUUCCUACUCUCAUCUACACAGUGAAAGCUCUAUUCCAGAAGAACUGGGCAGCCCUGCUGUUGAGUAUAUACCAUCUGAGUCUAUAGUUCAGGAGCAUCCUGGGAGUCCAGAUCAUAGUCUACUUACUGAAGACAUGGUUUUUUCACAAGAACUAGAAUCUUCUACCUCGCCUAGUAAACAUUCACCUCCCAAGAGCUGCAUGUCUGUGUCAAAGCAAGAGUCUAGCAAAGGAAGUCAUAGGACUGGAGGACACGGUCGUCUGCCCGUCAAGUCCCAUCAACAUUGUUAUAGUUGGUCAGAUGAGUCAUUAUCUAUGACACAGUCAGAAACUACAUCUGACCAGAGUGACAUUGAAGGUAGAAUCAGAGCCCUGAAGGAUGAGCUGCGGAAAAGAAAAUCAGUUGUGGACCAACUAAAGAAGGAACAGAAAAAAAGGCAAAAGGAAAGACUCAAAGCCCAAGAAGCCAGUCUGAUCAAACAAUUGGAGUCAUACGAUGAAUUCAUUAAGAAAACUGAAGCUGAGCUUAGCCGAGAUUUGGAAACUUCACCAACAGCCAAGCCUCAGAUUAAAACGCUCUCCUCAACUUCUGAAAAACCCAAGAUCAAGUCCCUUCCACUGCACAGAUCUGAAACAGCAAAGAAUUGGAAAUCACUGACAGACUCAGAACGAUCCAGAGGAUCCCUGGAGUCUAUUGCUGAACAUGUUGAUGCUGCAUUGACAGGUUCUGAAAGAUCAGUAUCAGAAAAAUCUUCAUCUGCCUACGCAAAGAAAAUGACUGAAUUGGAUGGUCGGACAGAAGAGCACUUUCAGACUUCUCCAAUUCUGAGAUCAUCAAGGAGGACAAGAGCUGAAUCUGGAGAUUCUCUAGAAAAUGUCCCUUCAUUAUCUCUUCUCAAAGAAUUAAAUGCCUCUCAUAGAAUUCUGGAUGUAUCAGGUGUCAAGGCUGAAGAAGAGUCUAGUCAAAAAUCAGAAAUACAAGAAGUAGAAUAUGCAAAAUUGGAGGAGAGUGCAAUUGAAGAUGCCUGUUCUAAACAGUCUAGGAAGGCUGAUGUCUUCCUGAAGCUAGACCUGGAACAGGGAGAUUCAUCUGAAAUUCUUUCAAAAAAAGAUCUUCCUUUAGAUUCUAUAAAUGUUCAGAAAGACUUAAUUAGAUUAGCCAUUGAAAAUCUUCAUAAUAAAGAAACAAAAGAGGGACAGUCAAAUGAAGAUAUCAACCAUAGUCCAAACAUCCAAUCAGAAAGAGAGACUCAUGUACAGAAGAAUAUAAAGAGCAGAGACUCAUCUUGGUCACAGCGUCUACUUGCAUCUAAAGAGAUAUCGUACUCUGAAGAUUUUGAUGUAUCGUCUUUCAAGAAAGACAUUUCAGCUGAAUUGUACAAAGAUAACUUUGAGGUGGCAUCUUUGUUGUCACUCAGGAAAGACUCUCAGUCUUGCAGAGAGAAGUUACAGGCAACAAGCAUCUCUAGAAGUAGAGCCACUAGCUUUGGUAGUGAUGAUGAAAUCAGCGAGUGCCUCAGUGAGAAAAGCCUUUCUAUUCAUAGCAGUGUCCACUCUGAAAGGCUGUUAGAACUCAAGUCCCCCACUGAGCUUAUGAAAAAUAAGGAGCGCAGUGAUGUAGAGCAUGAACGGGGAGUUACUGAAUCCCCUUCCUUGGCUUCAGCUUCUCUUGCAGAUGAAUUACUUGAUUUCCACAUUGGUGAUAGGGUAUUGAUUGGCAAUGUUCAGCCAGGAACUCUUCGGUUCAAAGGUGUGACUAGUUUUGCCAAAGGGUUUUGGGCUGGAGUGGAGUUGGAUAAACCUGAAGGAAAUAACAAUGGAACAUAUGAUGGCAUUGUAUACUUUGUGUGCAAAGAGAAGCAUGGGAUUUUUGCUCCUCCUCAAAAAAUAUCUCACAUUCCAGAAAACUUUGAUGACUAUGUAGACAUAAAUGAAGAUGAAGACUCUUACUCAGAUGAGCAAUAUCAAUAUUAUAAUCAAGAACAAAAAGAUACAGAGGGUCCCACGUCUGACAGAGAAAAGGAUACAAUUGAAUAUUUUUAUGAGAAAUCUCUACCUAGUGUGCAUAACACAGAAGCCUCAGUUGAUAGAAACCUUAAAGUAGAGACAGACAAUAUACAGGACAUUCCUGGGGUACUCGAAGCCCAUAUUCACCAGCAGAAUUCAGUGGACUCACUGAUGUCUUCAGAGGAAAACAAAGACCUUGUUUCUGAUGCCACAGAAAAGGUUUCUUCUGUUGUAGAAGAUGAUACUUUAGAUAAUACCUUUUCUGAAGAAUUAAAGAAGCAACAACAGUUGACUGAAGAGGAAGAGAACUUAUAUCCCGAAGUUUCAGAAAAGCUUUCUACCCCACUUCUGGACCUGUUAGCAAGAGAGAAGAACCAAUUGGAAGCCCAGCUGAGGUCAUCUGUAAGUGAGGAAAAAAAGUCAAAGGAACAGCUAGAAACAGUCAGCUUACUGACAGACAGUUUGCUCCAAGUGUUUGUGAAAGACACAGUCAAUCAACUACAACAAAUCAAAAAAGCUAGGAAUGAAAAAAUCCAGCUUAGCAAUCAGGAGCUUCUUGUUGAGGAUCAAAAGAAAGUACCACCCCAAGGCCUAUCCCAAAAUCUUGAGGAACAGUCACCAAGCGUUCCGGUUUGCUUCUUAAGGUCUGAAUUGGAAGAUGAGAAAGAGGAGAUUUCCUCACCAGAUAUGUGUCCUAGACCUGAAAGUCCAGUAUUUGGUGCCAGUGGGCAGGAAGAGCUUGCUAAGAGACUUGCUGAACUUGAAAUCAGCCGGGAGUUCCUGAGCGUGUUAGGAGAUGAUCAAGACUGGUUUGAUGAAGACUUUGGUUUGAGCUCUUCUCACAAGAUCCAAAAAAACAAGGCCGAAGAAACAAUUGUACCUUUAAUGGCAGAACCUAAAAGAGCUCCAGAAAAGCCAUGUGAAACGUUACUGGCAGUCCCACAUACUGCAGAGGAAGUAGAAAUUCUUGUACAUGAUGCAGCAGAAGAACUUUGGAAAUGGAAAGAAUUAGGUCAUGAUCUUCACAGCAUCAGUAUUCCUGCAAAACUGCUUGGCUGUGCCAGUAAGGGUCUAGAUAUAGAAAGUACUAGUAAAAGGGUGUACAAGCAGGCGGUUUUUGAUUUAACAAAAGAGAUUUUUGAGGAAAUAUUUGCUGAGGAUCCCAACUUGAAUCAGCCUGUCUGGAUGAAGCCAUGUAGAAUCAACUCCAGUUAUUACCGACGGGUGAAAAAUCCAAAUAACCUUGAUGAAAUCAAGAACUUCAUAGCAACUGAAGUACUCAAGCUAUUCAGUCUUAAAAAGGAGCCAAACCACAAAACAGAUUGGCAGAAAAUGAUGAAAUUUGGAAGAAAGAAAAGAGACCGAGUGGAUCAUAUCCUGGUACAGGAGCUUCACGAGGAGGAGGCCCAGUGGGUGAACUAUGAUGAGGACGAGUUGUGCGUGAAGAUGCAGCUAGCUGAUGGGAUCUUUGAGACCUUGAUCAGAGAUACUAUUGAUGUUCUGAAUCAAAUCAGUGAAAAACAGGGGAGAAUGCUACUUGUGUGACAUCUUGCAAAUAAAUCGAACACUGAGUGCUAAUGUGAGUCCUGGGCCUUUCUGCCUCGUGAUACACACCCCAUCUCCAUCAUAGCAAGAGUGCUUUUGGACCUUGUACCUGUUCUUAAAGACUACUGGUUUGGAGUUCAUGGGACAGUGUGAUCUAUCUGGUAUUACAGCCUUUGCCUUAGGGACUGUCCACUGGAUUAAUCGGUGGUUUGGUGGGCAGGGCUGCACUCGCGAUGCUGACACACAGUGUAAUCCUACACCUCUGUUAGCGUUCCUGCUGGUCUCAGAUGAGGCUGAAAACACAGACUUACCUCUUAGCUUAGACUAGGGCAUCACUUCUUGAGUCUCAAGUCAAGCAGGAGAGGUAUAUAGAUGUGCAUCAUACCGUUUCUGAAAUGUAAUCCUGGUUUAUACCAUGAAAGUCAGAAAAUGGACAUUAUAGUCUCUAUAGACAGUAUUAAGCCCUGAACUGCUUUCAGAUAGGCAAGCUGGAUAAUGUGUGCCUAUUUCCCAUUGUGGAGUGCAUUUCAUUUCCUUUUGAAGAUGAUUUUCUUCCAUUAUUGCAGUUGAGCAGCACCAAGUGGACUGUCAAGUUGACAGGAAUCAAUGGUAGCCUUGCCUUCUGAGCACCAUCUAAAGAAUUUUAAACUUGUGCAUUACGCUUAGUUUUCCUCUGUGGGCAUGAAAACAGAGAAGUGCCCUCACUGAAGACUGGGCUUACAGGACUGGUGCAGGGCUGGUUCUUCUACCCCUUGUCGACCCCUGCACUUUUCUUACUUCUUCUGAACCUCUACCAGCUGCUCCCAGAAUCACAGAUCCUCAGGACCAUCUCAGGCAUCCAGGCAUGGCAGAAGUGGAAAUAAUUCAUUUUUGGCCUUCAAACUUUCAGCUCCCAUUUCUCCCCAAGAAGUCAGAGACGCUGUUACUUGAAUGAUUUAGGAAAUGAGUGUGUGCACCAAAGACAAAAAGAUAACUGUCUAUUGUUUGUGUGCUUGUUUUGCGCUAUAGAACAUUUUUUUAAUUUAUUUUAAGAUAAAUUAUUAAGUUGAAAAUGUAUGUCCCUAUUCAGAAGUGAAAGAUUCUUCUUGUAAUAGUUAAACUUCCAUCUUGAAGCUUCUAUGGUUCGUAGUCUUUGCACAGGAAGCCUAUGGUUUUAACAAACCCAUACACCUGUCCAAGAAGGCAGUUAAAUUACAUGAGAAGAAGUGAACUUUUCUAAGAUCAUCUGAAAGUAGCAGGAAUGGGAUAAGAUGAUUUGAAGACACUGUAAAAUUCAAAUUCUGCCUCUCUUGCAGCAUUGCUUCUCACAACUAUUACCUGUAUCUGAAAAAAAAAUAUAUAGACUCCAGCUGCUACCUUAGAGCAUGUGUGAUGCUCUCCUGGGGCCUCAGCACCCUGCCUUCUUGACUGGUUUCUCUUAAUCAGUCCUAUCCUUCUUCAAGCAAUCUAGAAGAAUGUGGAUAAUCUUAGGCGUGAGUGUCAAUGCCUUAAUAUUGAAGGUCCUGAUUAGAAGCAUGAUAGAAGACAUCCACUGGAUUCAUAGUUAAAAUAUCCUGGAAUGGUAUACCUUCAAAAUACGUUAGGAAAACCCCAAAGAUGGUAUAAUCUUUUAGUGUGCACAUUCGUUCAUUUCUGCAUCUUUCCUCCAGACUUGCCUUUGCGUCUCAAAUGUUUCACUAUGCACACUUCCAUUCUCUUUGGUUUCAUCUUGUUAUUAUGAGAAACUUACUGAAAUAAUCAUUGGAAUAUUUGCAUUUUGCACAAGGACUGGUAUGAUAGCUCUUGACAAAUAGGAAAGCACUGAAAUGUUGUGAUAGGGUCUCGGGAAAUGCUCAGAUUGAUGUUGCCAGCAUUUCUUCUAGGCUUUUGAUGUUGAGCUCUAGUCUUGUAGCCAUAAUGAGCAAAUUGAUUAAGAGAAGCUAGGGGGUUAUUAACCAGUAGUGUGGAGAUAUUAUUUUCAUGUAGCCAAGGAAAAGCAAAGCCUUUUCUUUUCAGUUGUGUUGUUUGAAAGACGGAAAAACAUCUUGUCUACAUUCUUUGGCUGUUUGUAGGACUACAUUGUCCUUAUGAUACUGAAACUUUACAGCUGCUGUAAAUUUUUUAUAAGCAAAUAUGAAAAUAAUAUAUAGGAAUAUAGGUUGUUUUUCUACAUCCUCAUUAUUUGGACCUAAAUCAGUUUUUAAUAAAGUUUUAUCUUUAGUCUAUAUGACUUUGUGAUUCCAAAAAAAGGAAAAAAAAAGAUGAUAUAAGUCCAUGGAAUCAGCAUCCUGGACUUAAAGUUCCCUGGUAAGAAUGCUGCCAAGAAUCUGGCAGUAGCAGUCCCAACAUACUCCAGCUCUUGUUACUGUCUUGAGAAUCCUGGGUUUCCGAUGAGAGGCAGGAAUGAAUCAGUCUUACUCUUUGCUAGAAAUGAUUAUCCCUAGUUUGGUAGCAGAAAACAAGGGAAACUAUAAUCCGCAGAUUUCUUACUGUUGUAACUAUUUGGAUACAAUUGAAAAGGGGUUCAUUUGUUAGCAUUAGGAAUAACAAACAUGGAUACCCAGCCACUCGUUCCAUAUUGGGAUCUUUUUAAUCAAGCUCUGCCUCUUAACCAAGAAUCUAAAUACUCCCUCUUUGUAAUCUUUGUUCCUUCUCCCCACACUCCCAUCCUCUUUCACUGUUCAUAAUUCCUCUAAGAAAAAGAUCUUUGCAUCAGCAGUAAUAUCUUUUAGAAUAAUAGCACUAUCAGAAUUUAGCAGUAAACCAACCUAUAGGCUUCAGAUUUAUUUCUGAGUCCAAAAUAAUUUGUGCUAUCCAGGGUACUUCACUCUGGGUUAAAUAAGUACAGGGUAUAGAUUCCCUCUUCAGGUCUAAAUAGGAAUUUUUACUCUAGGGAAAAAUGGGAAGAGCUCAAAAGUAGUUAAUAAGGAAGGUAAUUUGUUUUUCCUUUACAAAAAGAAAGGAAAAUUCCUUCUGUGACUACAGGUCUCUGAGAAAUUAUCUUUCAAAAGAGAUUUCAUUGCUCAUAAGAGUGUUGUGGCCUAUUGAUAAAAACAAUUUUGUUCACUUUCUUGUCUUGAAAAAAAGUGGCCUUAGCUUUUUGCAAUACUUGAAUAAAGUGUAUACUCGCACAGCGUUAGAGACUCAUAACUUUUCUGCAAGAAGUUCAAACUUACAUCUUCUUUUACUACCUUAAGAAUACUAGUGAAUAAAACAUUAAUUCAAAGAGCAAAUGAUAGAAACUACAAUGAUGUUUAAUGCAAAUUGUAGAAAUUUACAUGUUUACAAAUCAUCUUAAACUGGUUGUGCAACAAUUCAAUAAGGUAUCUUUGUAUUAUAAAAAUGUGAAGAAAAAAUGUAAACUGAUGUAAAAGAGGUACUGUCAUUUUAAUUAACCUAUGUUUCAUAGCUUUUCCUUCUGAACUUUGCAAAGCCUUUCUCGGUAAACACAUUGCAAAGCGUCCCCUGGGAGGCCCAGCCUCCCUGUGUGUACUGUACUGUGCAGACAUGAAAAACAAACCCGUUUACUGUGUAUUUGUAAAUAGCCUGGUCAUCAGGCCCUUUUCAGCCAAUAGUCACAUCCAGUGCAACUUCGCACAGAAGACUUAGGGUGUGGUUUGUAAGUAUGAUCUGUAAAAUAACUGGGAUGAAGUCCCAUGUACACCUGUGUAAAUAGAUUUGUUAACUGAAAUGUACUUUAAGAAAAGAGAAAAAUCUGUAAAUAAACUGAUUUGUAAAUUAA
This is a messenger RNA of Bubalus bubalis (water buffalo), 13573 nucleotides long. It is a transcript of the gene CEP350, whose product is annotated as centrosomal protein 350. The coding region runs from base 367 to 9852 and encodes 3161 amino acids. The record is from RefSeq and is a predicted model, not a curated record. The transcript is spliced from 39 exons. Lineage: Eukaryota; Metazoa; Chordata; Mammalia; Artiodactyla; Bovidae. Gene Ontology annotation, cellular component: centrosome. Gene Ontology annotation, molecular function: microtubule binding. Gene Ontology annotation, biological process: microtubule anchoring.